GCGCACGCGAACAAACCGCUGCACCAGCGUUGCUCAGAAGCGCGUGCGACAGAGCGACGGUGCGCAGCACGAAGUAUGGCGUGGAGUGUGAGGUGGUGCUAGAACGAAGGAUACCCGUACGAAGGCAAGCAGCGAUAUGACACCGGCAAGUGAGUGGUGGCUCUUCGACACAUGGCACGUGCUGCUCUUGCUUGCCGGCUCGGCGGCCGCAUGCUGCGUCCUCCUGAUCGCCUGGAAGGUGGCGCAGAUGGUCCGCAUUGCGCGGAAGCGCCAGCUGCUCGCCAAACACGUCCAGGAAGGGUACGUCUUUCUCGGUGAGACCAACGUGGCUAUGGAGUACAGCUGCCUGGAGAACGACACGCGCCACUACCGGCUCCUGGAGGCUGCGCAAACGCUGUGAUAACGGACAGUACCGCUGCGCGCAUUGACUCACCCAAAUGACUGUCUCUCGCCGGCGCUGAACGCGCCCCGGCACAUUGCCGGCCAGACAGUGUCCAUACAGGGUAACCACAGCAAGAAAGGAAUCGUUGUUCGCCCUUAUGUUGACAGGGGUCUGAACUUGGAAGCGAGCAGUAGUUGACAGUGGCGCCUAAUCCAAAGUGUUACUGCCUCUGCCGCUGCAGCAGAUGAAAGACGCCUAUGCUAUAACCAUGCGCCCAAAAGAAGCCGCUGCGAUACUUUUCCUCUUGCAGCUCAUAAACGUUCGACUGAAGGAACUAUACGUGACUUACAUUUCAUGGUAUACCAAUGUCUGUUCAGAGUAAACGGAACAUGAUUCUCAUAUUUGUUCGCGUUCUAGCGUUAAGUGGAACUUACGAAUGAAUCAGCUGCGCAAAUAACACAGCACAGCCGGAAUCCAAAGGGAAGUGCAAGUGGUAGGCUCUGUAUAACAGAGCGAAGUGUUCUGCGCAAAUUCUGCGCUUAAACAUUAAAAAAAGUAUCGAGGGUUCCGUUUGCGCAGCCUUCUUCUUGCUGAAAUGUUUCGUGUGCUACUAACAGUUUAAGAUUUUGGAAGGGAUCAUCCAUUCUACAAGUUGGAAAAUGUUAGUCACGUUGCAACCGUUAGACAGAUUUGCGUUUGCGGGCGAAGCACUGUACGCGUCAUAAUCCUUGCGCUAUCGCUAGUCAGUGACGUUUGGCAACAGAAGCGCCUCUCGAUUACAUUUUUUCUCGGAAGUUUGCCUAGAGACAUAAUAAAUGUGUGGUUAUCGAUACACAAAGAUAUUUGUUCCGUGUAGGUAGUCCAAUAGAGAACAGUAGUAGCA
Dermacentor albipictus is the source of this 1265-nucleotide messenger RNA. RefSeq lists its product as uncharacterized. NCBI's taxonomy places the organism in Eukaryota, Metazoa, Arthropoda, Arachnida, Ixodida, Ixodidae. The record is from RefSeq and is a predicted model, not a curated record.